Lates calcarifer (barramundi perch) is the source of this 9978-nucleotide messenger RNA. RefSeq names its product fibroblast growth factor 11a (gene fgf11a). Gene Ontology annotation, biological process: animal organ morphogenesis; regulation of cell migration; positive regulation of protein phosphorylation. The transcript is spliced from 6 exons. NCBI's taxonomy places the organism in Eukaryota, Metazoa, Chordata, Actinopteri, Centropomidae. The record is from RefSeq and is a predicted model, not a curated record. Gene Ontology annotation, molecular function: fibroblast growth factor receptor binding; growth factor activity. The coding region runs from base 1208 to 1957 and encodes 249 amino acids. Gene Ontology annotation, cellular component: cytoplasm.
ACAAGCAAGAGUCGCACACACACAUUCACACACAUACAUGCUGCCUCUGUCACACACCCUCACACCCGUACACCUUCACACUGCUGCUCCUUCACACACACACACACACGCACAUACUCCUUGGCACGUGCGUGCUGAGGCUGAGAGGUGCGUUGUUCUGGCACAGGGGGGCACACACACUUUUCACACACACAUGGACUCAUACUGUGCAGCUGGACUCAACAGAACCAGAUCGGACUACUGUCACCCACCGGUGGAGACUCUCACAUGAGCGCCGGCAGGACAGCAUCUACCGGUGUGGGUGAACACAAGGGUGAUGCCAGGAGAGCUUGAGAGACAGCAAGGAAACAAGCCGCACUCCGUCCAGCAGCGUCCAUCCGCAUCCCCUCAUCCUCGUUCCAGCUUGCGGAGCUGAUACCUCAGGUCGGACGGUCCCCACUUCUUCUUCUACUUCUCUUGCUCUGACAUUGUUUUGGAUGGAGAGAUUUUACAGGUGAGGAACAGAAAGAAAAGGAGCUGCAGUGUGUCCCGCCAGUGUCACUCCUGUUUUUUUUUUGGAGAGUUGGUAUUCGGACGUUUUUCAUCCCAUCGAAUCAGAUCAGGCUUCUGAUCGGCAGGACUAAAUUUGAUUUUUGUUUCGGUCUGGUGUCACAAUGCGGUGAAUAGUUCUGUUGCUGAUCCCCAUCAGACGGGAUUGAGUCAAACUUCCCACUACAUCCAGGAGGAGGUUAAGGGUAUACUCGGACUGGGACAGAGGCAUCGGGGGACACUGGUCAGUGUGCUUUAUGGGUGGAUAACAACAUGACUUGUCCCAACAGAGGAACAGUGACGUAUCAAGGCUUCACCUAAACCUGACUCCCCAACCAGAAAACAAACAAGCAGAAGGACAUUUAAAGACAAACGCUCAUAAAUCCAAACCUCAACGAGUGAGAGUUGCCUGUUUUUGGGUGGGCCUUUGAGGGAUCCACCCUUCUUUCCUCCACCUCCUCCUCUUCUUCCCCCUCCUCCCCCCUCUUUUUCUGCCUCUCUCCCCCGCUGCUCCGGUCCAUCCUCAGAAGCCCCCUCCUCCGCUCUGCACCCCUCCCUCAGCGGUGCUCCGUCGCCCUGGGUGAGCGGGCAGGGGGGUGGCCCACGGUACCCCCCGACACCUGGGCGCCACCGAGCCGCCAGAGGCUGGUGAGGCGGCGGCAGGGUCAGCGCUGGGAAGAUGGCCGCCCUCGCCAGCUCCCUCAUUCGCCAGCGCAGAGAGGUCAAGGACCCGCAGGCAAACCGGCAGAUCGCCAGCAAGCGCAAGCCCUGCCCGAAGAGCAACAAGUCGCUUUGCCAGAAGCAAAUACUCAUAUUAAUAUCCAAGGUUCGACUAUGUGGCAGUCGAGGGAGAAAAAUGGAAAAAAGACCAGAGCCCCAGCUGAAGGGCAUCGUCACGCGGCUCUACUGCAGACACGGCUUCUACCUCCAGAUGCUGCCGGAUGGCACCAUGGAAGGCACAAAGGACGAAAGCAGCUCCUUCUUGCAGUUCAACUUGAUUCCUGUGGGGCUCAGGAUAGUGGCCAUCCAGAGCACCAAGACAGGGCUCUAUGUUGCCAUGAACAGCGAGGGCUACCUCUACACUUCGGAACACUUCACGCCGGAGUGUAAGUUUAAGGAGUGUGUAUUUGAGAACUACUACGUGACCUACUCGUCCAUCCUGUACAGACAGACCCAGUCGGGGCGAGCCUGGUACAUCGGCAUCAACCGGGACGGACAGGUCAUGAAGGGGAACCGCGUCAAGAAGACCAAGGGAGCUGCUCACUUCCUGCCCAAACUCAUUGAAGUGGCCAUGUACAGGGAGCCCUCUCUACACGAUGUUGCGGAGCAGAGUCCGCCCAGGAAAACGCCCAAGACCUCCAGUGACUCACCUGUGCUCCAGAACGGCAAGAAGGACCCUCAAUCUAAAACCAAAACCUCCUCCUCCUAGCGCUCAGAGACACGGGAGGGAGGAGUUGGGGGGCGGGGGACACGGGGCACAGGCCACUGGGCACCAGCGGAAACCUGAAUAGGGUUGUUAGGGCUAAACCCCCCCACACCUGCUGCCUGCAACACUGCACUGUAAAGUUGAAGAAAAGGAGCAGGUCUGGGCAGAGUGGAGCUGGCCAAUGGGAAGCCCCUUUUACCUUCAUAGACUCCCCCCCCCCCCCCCCCCCCCCCCCGACCCACAUCUACACCAGCCCUCCACCUUCUUAUUUAAUAACCUCUGUGAUUAUCAGAGCCUGGGAUUUAAAAGCAAUAACUCCAUGAAGAGGUGAACAGUCGCCUAGCAUCGUAUAGCAUGUCACUGCAGCGUGUUUAACCAGCUGGAAGGAAAUCCCACACGUCCACUAGAUAUCAUCAGCGACAACCUUCCAGUCAACCAAAUAUCUGAGCAAAAGUCUUCCUGGUUUUACCACAAAGGGUGCAAUGGUCAAAUCCGUCCCUCUGCAGCACACAAUUUACAAAUGGGUUGUGUUUUUAUUUCCCUGUGGGGUUCCAUGCUAAUGUUAGCCUGACACAGAGCCAUGCAAAUGCGAUGCUGUCACAGAGACCCUUGCAGACUUUUGUUCUGCAGCCAUCUGCUCAGUCCACAUCUUCUGUGUGUGUCAGCGACUUUGUGAGAUGGCCUGGAUACUUGUCAGCCUUGUUUGUGUAUGUAUGUGUGUGUGCGUGUGUGUGUGUGUGUGUGUGUUCCCUUCUUCUUCCAUUCACCUUUGGUGCGAUUUGAUUAGUUUGUGACAUGGACUCAAUUUUCCACUCGGCGGCACAAGAAAACCCCUCCCGUCCUCUCUGGCUCUGCUAAUGGAGUCUGGGGCUGAUCAGAAUCUUUCGACCCUUAAACGAGGGGCCAAGAGCUCCCUCAGCACCUCGCAUAACCACACACACACUCAUUAUUACACUGACAUUUACACACACGCAUGUAGGUGUGUGUACUGCGCGCACACACUUUAGCGCCCUGAUAUCUGUGAGCAACCACCGCAGAGAACGAUCUCACGACUUAACACACUUAACACGAUGACAUGCAUCAACACACACACACACACACACACAUUCACAAAUGCAUGCAGACACAUGGCGACAUGGCGGUGUGCGUGAGCAGGUUCUGGGAGAUGAUGAGGAUAUCAUCAGUGAGAUGGGGUACUGAUGGAGCCUGACUGCAUAGCUUGUGAUUGCACUGCAAUAGGUUUUUUCACUGUUGCUGGCCAUGCAUUGCACAGAUGCCUGAAGCCCACACAGUAUCUGUCACUCUGUGUGGUACUCUUGUCUAAAAAUAGACAGGACAAAUGUGUUUUAUUUGAUCACUGCAUCCAAAAAAAGAACAUAAUGUUGUGCAUAUAACAACAGUUUCUGCAGGUUCAUUGCUACCCCAUCACUGUCCUUGAGCCAAAAAUACUCUGCCCACACCUUUGGAGUACAGUGUUCACCCAUUUUUAAAGGGGCACUCCACCCAUUUUACAUGUCAGAGUCAGGUGAUAUGUCAUGACGAGUACAACUCAACCUGUGAGCACUAGUAUAGUUUUUGCUUAAUCACGCAACACAUUGAUUAUGUUAUAUACAUCUCAAAUCCCUACUACAUAAUAACUGUAGACAUUUAAGUUAUUUGAUGUGUUUAAAAGCAGAUUUUCCAGUAUAUACAUAUAUAUUAAAAAACAUGCUUAAUUUAUGAGUGUGCUGCUUAGUUACAGUUCCCCACAAUGCAGUGCACAAAGGAAAUGGAGCUGCAAAUUUUAAAACUAAUUUUGAAUGUGAAACAGUUUUGUGAACAACCCCCAAAACGACAAAAGAACAUAUACUCUGGAACAUAUAUAGUUUAAUUGUUAAUACUGUACUUGACAUGCAAACUGCAAAACAGUACACCAAUACAAUUAGUAUGUAGUAUGGGACUGGGAUACGCUAUAAGUCUUCUCACAGCUUAAAUGGACAGUUUAAAAAAUCAAUGCAGCAGAACCAGAGGUGUCAUCUUUUUUUAUUCUUCUUCCAACUCAACCAGCAACAUUUUGAUGUGAGAUCUGGGUGUGUUCUGUUGCCAGCCACUAAUGUUCAUUCUGCUCGCCUCAGGCAGAGAUGAGGAGCAGGCUGCAGAGGUCUGGUGAGCUCACCUUUUUAAACUCUACACAGACAGAUUUUUUUUUUACAUUUUCAAACAUCAAGCCCAACCCAUACAUUUCAUCAGACUUUGUAUUCCCUCUUUAUUCUUUAAGUUUGGAACUUAACCAAAACCAAGUCCUGAGCUUCGUGCAACAAAACGGCCUUGCGGAUCACCAAUGAGGAAUUUGUGAGACAGGCAGAGAGGGUCUGAUGAAAGACGCUAUGGAGCUUGGGACUACUCAUGAUAUCUCGGCCUCUGCUGCUCCAAUUUGAACCAUUCCUUUUUUAAAUCUGUUCCCCAUUUUUAUAGAAGUGCAAUAUUGAAUCCCUGGAGUGCUCCUUCAAGUCUUUAUUUGUUCAUAUGUGCAACACAAUGCUUCACAUGAAUCACUUGCUUUCACACAUUCACAUUCAGAUUUCUGUUAAUCUGUCUGUAAUCGUGGGCAUAUGAAUUAGCAGAAAUCUCUUCUGGAGACUUUGGUUAUGAUGCAGAGGAAUCCAAGCCUUCUUUACUUGUCGUUUCACAAGUCCUGUACUGUUACCAGUAUGAUUUCUGUGACUGUUUUGUUGGGAGGGAAAAUAAGAAAACCAAAGUCAUGUAUAAAUAAUGAAACUGAUAGCUGUAUUAUAUAAUGUAAGAAGAACGAUUAUUUAAAAAAAAAAAGAAAAUGGAAAGACAUAUGUGUUAUAUUUUACUUAGUUUAUUUGGUAGGUUCUCCUGUUAAAGAAAGUAACAAGCAGUUUUAAUAUUUCUUCUCUCUUUUCUUUCAGGAGACCUUGUCUUGUGUGUUGCCAUUUGUUCUUUCCAUUCAAAGGGAAAAGCAAUCAUUUUUCAUAUCAAACUUUCAUGGAACAAUAUGCUAGGCAGGGUAAUUGUUUCUGCCUAAUGUUUAUGUAUUGUUUGAAGCGAGGCAGUCCUGUGUGUUCAGGAGGUAGAGGAAAGGCUAGAUUGAUGAUCAGGGCGCAGGAGGAGGAGGAGGGCCGACGCAAAGAAAGGAAACAGAAAAAGAAAGAGAUUUUAAAGGGGGAAAAUUUGCGAUGAUGAGCACAACAAAAAGAGAUUUAAGAGGGAAUUAUGGUAAUGUGGGCAGUGUUCCCUCCUGAACACACACUCUUCUCCUUCCAUGCAUAAUCCUCCGCGCCCCUCUAACCUGUGGUUGUAAAUAAUAAUGGCUGAUAACCUGUGCAGAAUGGAGGCGAGCUGCUGAGCAAAGUAAUCUGCUACCUAAGAUGAUGAAACAAACUUUACCUCGGUUUUCCUGAGAAGAAAUGUACUGAGGAAGGAAGGAGGGAGUGCUUAAGUGAUGGCUUAAAGGAAAGGACGGAAAGAUGGAAGGAAAAGGAGAAAGAAAGGAUUCAACAAACAAACUAUAGGAGGGACUUGAGAGCAACGAGGAAAACCAUCUUUCACUUAAAUAAAUUGCAACCCAUUAGAGAUUUACUCCCAUUCUUUUUAGAUUUAUUCAAAGCAAGUUACUAUUAAAACCUCACAUUCACACUAAAGACCUUAAUUAAACUGUUAAACAGACCUUCAGGUUGAUGUAUUUGACCAGUCACCCCCUAUGGAUCUCUAAAUCCAGAACACAAUGUUUGACUAUUAUUCGCAAAGUAAUUACACAAAUGUUUAAUUAAAUGAGGCUCCUGCCUGCCAGAGUAGAAUUAAGAGUGUCUGGGACUAGAUGGAGAGAUACUGUUAGAUGGGAGGAGAGGAAGAACUCUGCAAACAGACAGAGCCACGAUUUCUGUGACACCUACUAUAGUAGAAUUUAAGGGCUGGGAAAUCUAUGUUGCAAUAUUUUCUUAUGUAUGUGUCAUAUUUGUUGUUUUCAGAAUUCAAGCAGAUUUUGAAUCGAAAGGCAAAAAGCUGUUAAGGAGAGUUAAGGGCUAAAAUAGUUCAAGUAAUUAAUUCUGAGUGUAGAAAUGAUGAAAAAAAGAAUGUGAGCUUUAGUUUAGAUAAAGUUCGGACUAUAAGCAAUGCGUUGGAAUCAUGCACACAAUGCUUGUUAAAGGGGCACUCCUCUGAUUUUAACUCAAUAUAGAACUGCUCACACUGUGAGGUAUGAGGUUUUAAAUAAGUUGGCAUUUCUAAGGCAAUUGAAAGAUAUUGUUGAGUUGCAUUAUGGGAAAUGUAGGAUCAGGUGUUUUUGACCCAUACUACAGACUAAAAGCCAGGAUAUCUCAACUUCUGUUGUUUUGAUUUUGAAAAUUCUUUCAAACAUCUGUCUCUCGUGAGUCUCUCAACUUUAUGAAAGUGCAACACUAAAUCGCAGGAGUGGCCCUUUAACCCUCAAAAUAAAAGCAGUACUAUUUUCAGUUGAUACAUAUGCCUGCACAGAUGCAAAAAAUAAUAAUAAUAAAAAAUAGCACAUGAGGUGGAUUUGUAGAGAGGAGGACAUGAAUUCAGAUUUGAUUUGUUUGCAGUAUUUUUAGGGUUACAGUCGCCUCAUUUCCUGCCUCAAACUCUGAGUUAAAAUGGCAUUUAUUAAAUCGAGCCAUCAGGAGCUCUGUUCAAUCCCAAUGACUGAGCGUCAGUCAACACUGACAUCUAGUGAGCGAUGGAUUCAUAUCUCACUAUCGAGAUACUCAUACUAUGUGUGGACUCAGCAAUUAAAUGCAAUCCAUUACAAAUGAUCCAUCGGCCUCUUAAAAAUGCAUCAGUCAUCAGUAUCUCACUGUAGAAUAUGCAGAUAAAUUAGCUUUUUAUUCCGGUUUGCAGACUGUUAUUUGAAUUGUCACCCGCGUGCUGUUCAACCAGAAUUCACCAUCUGUUUGUGACAUUUAAAUUUCUGUUCAUACCCAUAUUUUUUUUUUUUUUUUUUUUUGAGUAAUCUUAUAAAUAGUCACCUGUUUUUUCAGCCACAUCUUUACUCUGAAUACUGUAUUUUUUGCAGAAGCUGUAACAGAUAUUAUCUUUUGUAUUUAUGUUAUUGAUGGAUUAUUUCAAGUGGGGGGGGGGUGAAGAUUUUAGAAGAGGAAGUGUGAAAAUGUGUAUCCUUAACUGUUUGCAGUGUUACUGAUUUCACUUUUAUGGUUGCAGAAAGGUAGAGUUUACUGAGUGUGGAAAGUUUGCUUGAGUGUGUGUGUCCCACAGCCUUGUGUGUGUGUUUUUUCUCUGCUGUACGUCCUUUGUGAAGUCUGGAAUCAGCUUCUCUGUUCCAGCCUGUCUGCUCUCCGGCCUUCAGGCUUCACUUCAAAUGAUUCUCUUUGAAUUACAGGAUGUAAAGAUUGCCAUUUAUCUCGCCGGCCGUCUAUCUGAGCACAUGUUUGAUUAGUGAAACCCCACCCCCACCCCCAUGGCUGAAUUUACUGCGUUUAACUCACUGAUAAAUGUCUCUGGAUUCGGCUCUAAGUGUUACAUAUUGGCCCUUUGGAAAGCCUGGCAUCGCCAUUUCUUUAGACUAUAUGAGAAAAGAUGAGAGAGGUGUGAAUGUGCGUGUAUGUGUGGUUAUCGAAGGGGGUUAAAUGAUGUAUAUCUGAUUCAGCUGCACGCUUCGCACAUCUCACACACACGCACACACACACACACACUUCUCUCCCCGGGGACUCCCUUCCCUCCCGUUUCUCCCGAGUCAGGGCCCUCCCUGCUUACUGAGCGAAUUACAGCUGCAGAGAGGGUCAUCCGGGGUGGUGAAGGACUCAGAGAGAGAGAGAGGGAGAGAGAGAGAGAGAGGCAUGUGUCACACACUGUAGUGUAGCUAACUCAUGCCCUCACAUCCUCCCUUUGAUGUUCCACUUCCUCUACGUGAUCGCUUUUGCAGACACAACUUCCCUGUAACCUGGAGGCAGUAUGUUUGUCCAUGUGUGUGCGUGCAGCGUGUGCACACAGCAUGCAUGUUGAUACACUCAUACAUCACACUCAUCACUUUUGGUCUUUGUGUGUAAUCGUUGUGUAACUGUGAUUGAAUAUCUGUGUAUGUCCAUUAUGUGUAUCCAAGAAGAGAGGGAAUGAAGUAUGGAGAGAGAGAGAAGGGGAGAGAGGAAAAUAGAGGAUAAAUCAGAGGCCAAAUCAAUGAGCACGAGUCCUUGGGCAGAAAGCAAUAAACUCCAUUAACAAGGUGCAGCCACAUUAUCUGGGAGGGUGUGGGAAAAAGAAAGGAUUAAUAUUGAUAUAGAAACCAACUGCGUGUUUUAUUAGAGCUUUUAUUUUUCUAACACUUUGCCCUUUUUGUGAGCUGGGUUGCUGUUUAAGUGUGUGUGUGUGUGUGCGCGUGCGUGUGCAUUACUUUGAGGUGGAGUCCCUUCACCACAUCUGCAAUGCAGCAGAAAACACAAAAAAGAGAGGGAGGAAGAGAGAGAGGCUCACGUGCUCCGACAAAAGAGUGACGCCGUCCUCGGACGGAUUUUCUCUCUCUCCCUCUUUCUUUUUUUUUUUUUAGCUGCUUCAUGAAAAAAAGUGCUUUUAUAUUGGAAACCAGAGCACCUAAUGUCACAUCCUGUGUUGCAUUAAACAAACAGAUUAACUUCAUGUGUAUAUAAAAACUGGGGCUGUGUUUUUAAAGGCACACCCACAGUCCCUGGACACAUCUGCAUUGCACACAGCACCCUGCACCAAGCCAGCGCAGAUGUGGCUAACUGGGGUGACCUUUACAAACAGAUCAUGGAGGGACUUCACCUCUUGCAAGCUAAUGCACCACCAAUGUUUUAGUGGUGACUUUACACUGUAAACUAUGCUAAAAAAAAAUGUGUUUAUUUAGCCCUUUUUCAAGUGUACUUUUUUUUUUUUUUUUUAAAGAAAGUAUGGAUUGUGUUUUGGGUAUUUCUCAGUGGAAGUACUGUGACCUGUAAUGAAAUGAUAUGAGAAACUCUAAGUGUUGGUAUCCAUUGUAAUGCCCUUUCUAAAUCAUUGUUAGUCUGUUCAUGUGUGUUUGUUGAUUUGAUGUGUUUAUUUUGCUGUUUAAAUGCAUAUCUGUAUCUACUCCCCUGUUACGUGAUGUGGGAUAUUGAACAAAAAGGCUCAGCCUACAAAGAAAGGAUAACAUAGUACACCGGUACUGAGGGGUCUCAAACCUCUUCCUCCUGAUCCCCCAGAAUCCUCCAGCGCUCACUCGUCAAUCAAAGACCGACCGACUCACUGACUGACCUCCGACCUUCGAUCUCUUAACGAGAUUUUAAUUGGCUCACCGGCAGCAUGUGGACUGCUCAUUCACCGUCUCUCCCUCAAACACACACAAACACAUCUUCUACCUGCGUGUGUUGAUUCUGUGAUCAAUCCUUGAAGGAUUUUUUUUUUUUUCCUUUGUACUGCAUGGACGAUCCAACUUAUUGUGACAAAGUCUUCCAGAAAAGAUUUUAAGGAAAUCACCAUAAUCUUACUUUCCUUCUUGUCUUCCAAAUGCAAAAAGAGUGCUUCAGUCUUCCAGCUAUCAAAGCCACAAUGACACUAUUUUUGUAUUCAAAUGGGGCAAAAAAAAUUAUAUAUCUAUAUAUCUCUAUAUAUAAAUAUAUCCAUGCAAAUGUGGUUGGGGUGCACUAACUCCCCCUGUUGCUGGCAAGGUGGAAUAACAUGACUACUAAACACCAUCCAAAUCCAUGGAUCACUUGGAGAAAGUAGCUGAGAAGGACUACAGAGAGCCAUGGGACUUGCAGUUUGAAACUCCUGGGUUGAGGUAGAGGAUCACAGAUGGGCGGGAUUACAAGCAUGCAUGCGCCAAUCAUUUACUGGACACCUUUGAAGAAACAGUCCUUACCCAAUAUUUACUCUUAAACCCCUUUAACCUCUUAAACCCCCCCGACCCUCGUCAACACUCUAUUAUCCCAAACUUGUCUCUGCAUUUGCAAUAUGAUCUGUAUUUAUUUCUAUAAUAACUUACACAAAGUCAAGGGAGACGUAUUAUUGGAUAUAAUUGAAUAAAACAAACUAAUAUAUUUGUAUGAUUGUAA